Molecule: messenger RNA, 3723 nt
Organism: Epinephelus lanceolatus (giant grouper)
Lineage: Eukaryota; Metazoa; Chordata; Actinopteri; Perciformes; Serranidae
Gene: vax2
Product: ventral anterior homeobox 2
Biological process (GO): regulation of transcription by RNA polymerase II; central nervous system development; brain development
Cellular component (GO): nucleus
Molecular function (GO): DNA-binding transcription factor activity, RNA polymerase II-specific; RNA polymerase II cis-regulatory region sequence-specific DNA binding
Source: RefSeq, a predicted model, not a curated record
UGUUAGUGCAGGCAGGGUGUAUCAGCCGCCCCGCGCCGACGUGAUGUUUCAGCUGCAAAGCAAAUUAUGUAAAAACUGACACGAGCGCUCCAGACUUUAUUUGUGCAGCUAAAGUGACCAUUUCCCAUUUUACCCGACAGUCCCCUCCAGAAGGGUCUCAACACAGACAUCUUUUUCUUGUGGGCUCCAAAAGCAGAAGACCACCGACCCCCUCAUGAGGCCAUCUCACCGCCAGAACAUGCAAUCACGGAUCCGCAGAGGCAGCCGAUGUGACCGGGGGUGAAGUAACAGGCUGCUGCUCCGGACAGACCGGGAGAAACUUUCCUCACCUGGCUUGUGUCCGGUGAACUGUGACCGCUGCUGUGUGGGGCUCUUCUUGCGCGCCGCCUCUCACUUUAUUUCUACGUGGGUGAGCAGUGUGUGCGUGUGUUUGUGGCACCUCCCCGCUCCUCCAUAGAUCUGGUUGCCCCCUUGUACCUUACAAGCCUCACCAUGCAUUUCUCCCGCACCUCCUGGCUGCUGUAGUUAGAGCAGGAAGCCGAGGUUCCUUCCCAUCAGCUGACUCCCUCCUUGCUUUGGUUUGGACACCGGACCGUGCGUCAUGCCGCGACACCUGAAGCGCACCCCGGUUCCGUUGCAGGACCGCAUGGUUCCUUUGUAACUGGAUCUACUUUUUCCUUUUUUUAUUUGGAGGGAGAGGAGGGCAUGCUCUCCUCGUCUCUGGAGAACACUUGCAAAGAGGAGAAGAAAGUAGAAAGACGAGGGUGAGCGGCAGCAGCAGCGACACACACACACACACACACACACACACACACACAAGGAGGGAGAGAUAAUCUUAGAGAGUAACUUGUAGAUGUUUGAUCAGGCCACGACUAUGGGCGAUGGGAGCCACCGCUGUGGACCCAACCCGUUGUGUCCGGACCGGAUGGAGACAAAGUGCCGCGCCGAGAUAGGGAGCAGGUCCCCGGUUCAGAGCUCCACCGACACCCCGGGGACAUCAGCGUCCACGCCGACGUCCUCCAGCGAAGACGGACACGACAAACUUUUGGGAGUGGACCCUGACUACUGUCGGAGGAUAUUAGUGAGAGACGCCAAAGGCACCAUCCGGGAGAUCGUCCUGCCGAAGGGCCUCGACCUGGACCGGCCCAAGCGCACGCGGACCUCCUUCACGGCCGAGCAGCUGUACCGGCUCGAGCUCGAGUUCCAGCGCUGCCAGUACGUUGUUGGGCGCGAGCGCACUGAGCUAGCGAGGCAGCUGAAUCUCUCCGAAACACAGGUCAAGGUGUGGUUCCAAAACCGCCGGACCAAACAGAAGAAGGACACCACCAAGGAUUCAGACAAACGCUCCUCCUCCUCAAACGAGUCCUUGGCCACCUGCAACAUCCUGCGCCUCCUGGAGCAGGGCCGCCUCCUAUCAGGCCCUGCCCCACCUCCUAACUCCCUCCUGGGGCCGCCACACCCAGCAAAUGGCUCCCUGCUGAGCAGCCCAGGUGGAGGCUCCUCCACCUCUCCGGGAAUCAGCAGUGGCACUCCUCCUAACUCUCUACCAGGGGGGACUUUUGGGCUGUCGCUGCCCUCCCUGGGUGGCACCCCGCCCUCACCGCGGCUAGGCGUGCCGCCGCCACACUCUCUCUGCUUCUCCAUGCCGCUGCUGGGGGGCGCUCAUCAUGAACUGACGUCCGCCUACGGCUGCGGUUCCUCAGCUUUUGAGCCGUACAUGCGGCUGGACAGGAAGGAGGCAGAUCUGGGAGGGAAGAAGACGGUUUCUUAAGUAAUGCGUCCCUCUUUAAGGACAUCAGGGGACUUGUCUUUGUCGGGCGUCUCCGCAGUCGUUCACCCCGCCGCCUGUUUGACACUUGAGCUUCAGCAGACGGGGAAAGAAAGCGACCUGCACCAUGAGAAAUGUGAAAAAGGAAGAGACCAGGUUCCUCGUGGCACCAUUUUGUGCCACAGCACUGUUGAGCACACUGAUACAAAAUGGUGGAAAGGACGUGAUGUGACGGAGACUCUCCCACAUUAAAAAACAAAACUUGUGAAUUUUUGCAGAAAUGCCGUGUGUGUGUAUGUUGCGUGAACCCUGACAGACAGAUGUUUUUAUCACCACUCUCUUCGCAGUGGUUUCAAGUGACUCUUCACUUUUUGUCCAGUGAGUUUGUGUGUGUGGUUUUCUCUCUAUACAGGCCUUCAUUUACUGUUCAGGAAAAAAAAAAUACUUGACAUGGAUAGUUCAGACUGAAUCAGUGUCUGAAUGAGAAGAGUGGUAUUUCAAAGAGAGCAGUUUGUACACAUUUCAGUACAUAUUCCCGUACAAGUGGCCAUGUUUGAUUUUAGUUAAUGUGCUAUCACGAUAUGGAAGAAACAAUGAAAAAAAAAAAAAAAAAAGAAUUGUAGCAUUUUAAUAUCAGUCUGUUUGGUGUCCAGCAGUAGUUUUUGUAAAUUCUUUAUUUGGUUGUGUUUGUGUAUGAAAUAAUAAUGUGGUAGGAUCUGGACAAAAUGGUGCAAAAAUCACAUAUCUAGAUCCGAUAGUUUAAUAUAAAAGAACAAGAGAGGAAGACGCUGGUUAGACUCUGCCAAAGCAUUAAUGGAUUAGGCUUUGGAGCUGUCCUCCAAUCACUGAAACAAGUUAGAGAUUUGACCUUUGAACCCAGAUUAACUUUUAAGUCUCUCCUUCACUGAAACGCCUAAUAGACACUCGUUUAAUAAGACUCAAACAUCUGGCCGAGUUUGUUUAAACAUUUUUUUUUAUUCACAGAGCUGAGUUUGUGUAGUCUGAAAAUGGAAGCAGCUUUUUAAGUUAGUCGCAGUCGAUGCUUGAUCCAGAGAUUUCUGUUUUGCAUCUUGUUUAUCAGCGUGGUCGGGACUACAGCUGCGACAAGUAGUUGACUAAAAAGUCUAUCCACAGAACAUUAGUCUGCAGCAAAAAUACCCUAAAAAUUCUGCUUUCAGAAAAAGUGAGAAUUUGUUGUUUUUCUUUGUCAUAUAUGACAGAAAAUCCCCCCAGCCGUGUUGUAAAAAAAUUCACAGACUAAAUGAUUAAUUCAUAAAAUAAUUGGCAGAUUAAUCUAUAAUAAUUAUUGUCUUGGAAGAAUAUGUGACGUCACAAUGAGAUAUGACACCUGUAGAAUUUGCUGCUGUGAUCUCACAGAAAUACGUGAAAUGACCACAACCUCUGAACACCGCAUGACGUGGUGGUGACAUGUAUUGUGUUACAAUUAUACAGUGACGGCACGGUUGUGUUUAGGCACCAAAACUACUUGGUUAGGUUUAGAAAAAGAUCAUGUUUUGGUAAAAAAGUCCAGUGUGUAGGGUUUUAGGAGGAUGUAUAGGCAGAAAUCGCAUAUAAGAAGUAUGUUUUCCUUAGCGUAUAAUCACCUGAAAUUAAGUAUUGUCGUGUUUUCGUUACCUUAGAAAGAGUUGUUUAUAUCUACAUAGGGAGCAGGUCCUUGCUAAAGAGAUCGCCAUGUUGCACCGCCAUGUUUCUUCUGUAGUUCGCAGCCACUCCGCUACAACAGCGUUAGAAAAACAAAGACAUUUUAAACUGCUUUAUGCGGUGUGUUUACAUGUGUUAAUCACCUGGCGUUGCAUUUUUAAAACUACGUGUAGGUUCCAUAAUCAAAAUGUUUGUACGGACAAAAGCCAGUAAUGGUGUGUGCCAAAAAAUAUUCGAGAAUUUCUACAGUCAGGCUUCCACCUCACCAUCUGUGUCGGCAAUUUCCUGUCUGC